Messenger RNA from Gavialis gangeticus (Gharial), 2111 nucleotides. It is a transcript of the gene PPP2CA, whose product is annotated as protein phosphatase 2 catalytic subunit alpha. The record is from RefSeq and is a predicted model, not a curated record. Gene Ontology annotation, molecular function: protein serine/threonine phosphatase activity. NCBI's taxonomy places the organism in Eukaryota, Metazoa, Chordata, Crocodylia, Gavialidae. Gene Ontology annotation, biological process: mitotic cell cycle; peptidyl-serine dephosphorylation. Gene Ontology annotation, cellular component: cytosol. The transcript is spliced from 8 exons. Bases 131 to 1060 code for a protein of 309 amino acids.
UCAGGGCGGCGGCCAUUACACGGAGGGCAGCGGACGAGCCGCGUCCCGCCGCCACCCGCUGCGUGUGCGCGUCCCGCGGGCUGCGGCCGCCAGCGCUGCGUGCAGCCGAGCCGGUGUGGAGGCGGGAGUCAUGGAGGAGAAGGUUUNNACCAAGGAGCUGGACCAGUGGGUAGAACAGCUCAACGAGUGCAAGCAGCUGUCUGAGGGGCAGGUGAAGAGCCUGUGCGAGAAGGCUAAAGAAAUUUUGACGAAAGAAUCCAAUGUGCAAGAAGUACGAUGUCCAGUCACAGUCUGCGGAGACGUCCAUGGACAGUUUCACGACCUCAUGGAACUUUUCAGAAUUGGAGGCAAAUCACCAGACACAAAUUACUUGUUUAUGGGGGACUAUGUUGACAGAGGAUAUUAUUCAGUUGAAACAGUCACAUUGCUCGUAGCUCUUAAGGUCCGUUACCGUGAACGCAUCACAAUUCUUAGAGGAAAUCAUGAAAGCAGACAGAUCACACAAGUAUAUGGUUUCUAUGAUGAAUGCUUAAGGAAAUAUGGAAAUGCAAAUGUUUGGAAAUAUUUUACAGACCUUUUUGAUUAUCUUCCUCUAACUGCCUUGGUGGAUGGCCAGAUUUUCUGUCUACACGGUGGCCUCUCACCAUCUAUAGAUACACUGGAUCACAUCCGAGCACUUGAUCGCCUCCAAGAAGUUCCUCAUGAGGGUCCAAUGUGUGACUUGCUAUGGUCAGACCCAGAUGAUCGUGGUGGUUGGGGCAUUUCUCCUCGAGGUGCUGGUUAUACUUUUGGGCAAGAUAUAUCGGAAACGUUUAACCACGCCAAUGGCCUUACGUUGGUUUCAAGAGCUCAUCAGCUGGUAAUGGAGGGAUACAACUGGUGCCAUGAUCGGAACGUAGUAACAAUUUUCAGCGCUCCAAACUAUUGCUACCGUUGUGGCAACCAGGCUGCAAUCAUGGAACUUGACGAUACUCUAAAAUACUCCUUUUUGCAGUUUGAUCCGGCGCCACGUAGAGGUGAACCACAUGUUACUCGUCGCACCCCAGACUACUUCCUGUAAAGAGAUUUUACACUUGUACAGUAUUGCCAUGAACCAUAUGCUGACCUAAAGGAAAUGGGAAGAGCAACAGUAACUCCGAAGUGUCAGAAAAUAUUUAACAUUCAAACUCGUUUUCACAUGGACCAAAAGAUGUGCCAUAUUAAAAUACAAAGCCUCUUGUCGUCAACAACAGUGACCACUUUAGAAAGAACCAGUUCAUUGCAUGCUGAAGCAACAUUGUUGGUCAAGAAACCAGUUUCUGGCAUAGCGCUAUUUGUAGUUACUUUUGCUUUCUCUGAGAGACUGCGAAUAAUAAGAUGUAGACAUUAACACCUCGUGAAUACAUUUAACUUUCCAUUUAGCUAUAGCUUUAUUCAGCAUGACUGUAGAUAAGGAUAGCAGCAAACAAUCAUUGAAGCUUAAUGAACAUUUUUAAAAUAAGUACCAAGACCGCCUCCUGUUUGUGUUCUAAAACUGUUUUGUUUUAUUUUCAGGGAAUACUGUUUAAUUUAAUUGUGUUGAUUUAUGUCCACACUCAGUUUUUUCCCCUCACUCUUUGCCUCCUACAUUGUCCCUUGUAAUUGUCCAAGCCUAGUGAGUUAUUUUGAACAGAACUGUUUUUUUUCUGUAAGAUGUUACUGCAGAAAAGUACUGCAGUGUUUUUCAUAAUAAACUUGUGAACUAAGUAUGGAAAAAUGUCAACUCCUAAUUGUAUCUCAGGUUAACUCUGCUAGUUUAAUAAAAAGAUACUUACCUUGGUGGGUUUCAUAAACCCUGUAUGCAAAUCUUCAUCCUAAAGAAAAAAUAGGUCAUUGGAACGACUUUCCAACAUGCUCUAAACUCCUGAAAUCCAUUCCAAGGUUGUUGGUUACUCAUGUUUUUGAAGGUGAGCAUGAAUCUGUGGUUUUUAAUGAACUGUCACAUUUUCUCAGCUCUCUACCUUACUCUCUGUAGUGUUAUUUCUUUGAACCAUUUGCUUGUUGGUCAGAGAACACUUUCCAAUCUGUAACUGCAACAUAACAAGUUACUAGCAGUAGGGCAAAAAUAUUCAAAUCAGUUAUUUUUUAAAAAC